This is a messenger RNA of Penicillium nucicola, 2475 nucleotides long. RefSeq lists its product as uncharacterized. The transcript has a single exon. NCBI's taxonomy places the organism in Eukaryota, Fungi, Ascomycota, Eurotiomycetes, Eurotiales, Aspergillaceae. The record is from RefSeq and is a predicted model, not a curated record. Bases 1 to 2475 code for a protein of 824 amino acids.
AUGAGCGAAGAACGGUUUCCCCAAGAACUGCAGCUGCAAGGACAGCAGAUCGAGUCUAUCGAGGACGCUCUCGAGAUCCUACGCGGCUGUGACAAACCUGCAGCCUACCAGCUUGCUAGCCAGCUACUCGAGAAGCUAGAGAACUACCACGAACGCGUCGAGGACGCGAUUAGCCGCCUUUACGGAUAUGUUGACGAGCAAGAGCUAUGGAAAGGACAAGAGGACCACGCAGAGUUCAGGCGCAGAUGGAAAGAAGCAAAGAGGGUCCAGGAACGACAGGCAUCCACAGAGUCCUACACUGCAAGCAUCAAGAUGAAGGCCAUCACUGCAUGGGGAGAACAGAACGCGAAUGCCUUCUUCGAACACCUUGGGUCCAGAACCAUGGUCGAACUUGCCAGCAAGUUCGUGCGAUCCUCUCUCAGCUACGAAGACCUCAGAUUGUCUGUCAAUAACGAGGUCGUGCUACGUCUGUCAUCUUCAGGACGUGGCAUUCGCACCACCAAAGAAGUGAUCCAAGGAGACUUAUCAAAGGCACUUACCCGCAAGAACACCCGGCCACUGAUCAUCGAGGAUUUAAGAAGACUGGGACUGCAGCUUGACCAAGAUGGAUACUGCUGUGCCCAUGGCAUGGGAAACCCGUUGCCAGUUACAGACACGGGGGCAGCCGUACUACAAGAAGUCAGUGAGGAGAUGGACAUGGACGAAGAAUCCGACUACCCUCAGGAAGAUGUUGAGAUAGAGCAUGGGAGUGACGUCUCUUCAGCGCUCUCAGACGCACCCUCUUAUCUUGAAGAUCCCGAUUUUGACGCCGACGCUGACACUGGUGAUAAUGAUUCGCUGGCUACACGCCGUACCCGCGUUGUGGACUGCGGCUGCGCUAUUGAGAGAGCUGCUAUGAACAGAAUACUAGCGCUGCCUAAGGACGCUACUGAGCGGCAAAAGCUGAUAGCGCUAAGGAAGCUAGGCCGAGGCAUCUUGUCCGAAACUGUCACUAUUGUCACGGAGAUUGAGAUAUGUGAGGACCAUGCAAAGAGAGUGUUUGACCUCUUUGGAAUGAGAAGCGCUAGCAAGAAUCAUGCGGCAUUAGCAUGGCGUGUUGACUUCAUGAUCAAGAACCUUAACGACUGGGAUACUGUGAUAGCAGAACACGGCGCCUGGUUUAUUCAGCCGAAAAACCAGGUCCCUAGCACUGACACUUUGAGCUUUUACCGCUUUCAUCAUAAGACUAGACAGCCACUGAUCGCGAACUUUGAUAAGGAUGUUCCUUGGCUAUCAUUUGAGAGUCUUUACCGACGUAUGCAGCCGUCCCUUACCGACAAUGGACAACUCCCUACCGACUUGUUUGACCGCAUGAACCAACAAGGCACCGUCGUUAUCCCGCAGCUCUUCGGAUGGCUCAAAGAGGACUUCGACGGCCAGCACCCAGGUGGCAUUCUUGCUAUGGCAAAUGAGGAGAUAGACAUGUAUGACUACCACUAUCAGCCACGCCCUCACCGACCACGCCUGGGGUGGUUACGCGAUAUGUGGUACAGUAUCAUUCAACAGGUCGUGAGACAAGACCCUGCCUACUACGCAUGCUACGUUUUCCUACGACCUGAUCACGCAUGGCGUCUGAUUUCUUACCCUUACUACGCCAAAAGCACUCUGCCAGGAGAACAGACCUUCUUUCGGCACAUCGAUGUGAACCUGAAUGACUUGUCUCACUCUGGACGUGGGCGCGCCAUUUUGCAAGGCAGCCUUUCGCUUACCGAUGAAGAUGAGAAUAACUGCACCGAGUUACUCUGCGGCAUGCACCCUCACGUACAAGAAUGGUGGUCUGAUGUUAGGCAGAGGCAGCAAACUGCUGAUGGUCCUGUCAGCCGUAUCGAACCAUGGAUGUGGACGCGUGACGAUGUUGCCAAGUACCAUACGGAUUGGACGAAAGAGAUCUGUCGCGCCGGAGAUGUUAGGGUCAGCCUGCCUACGUUACCCCACGGUUCUACAGGACCUGCCACUAAGAUACGCCGCACGAUACUGCCAUGGUUUGUCCGCAUCAGAGAGGAUCACUCAACUCUCGACGUUCCUGAGUCAAACACAUGGGAAGAGCUUGCCGCCGCCCAUAGAGACCUCAUUCCUGCAUCAAGAACUCCCUCGGGGUUUACUAGUCAGAAGUAUGGGCGUAUCCCGUACCCAUUCCCUGCUGCAGUACGUUUCUGCCCAGGCAACCUGAUCUCUCGCUGCUUGGUAGGAGGUUCUCGCUGGACCGAAGCUGGUGUUGCCGACGAGCUCGAUACCUUGUUCGGAGAGAAUGAGGAUGCUGCCAUUGAAUACGUAAAGUCAUGGAGAUCCAAGGCACAGCACGAGUAUGUCCGUCUAUACCAGACAAUGGUAGACAGUGAGAAACGCGCCUUCGGCAAAGACUCCUUCUUCAGGAGAAAAGAACUGGGUCUGUCAGUUGAUCCUCCCCUACCGCUUGACCGCGAGGACAUUGCUUGA